CGUUUUUGUGCUAUAUAAUAUGCAAAUACCAAAUAGUGCUAUAUUGAUAUUUGAUAACUUGGUAUCAUUGAACGUAGUCCACGUUUACUGUGCAACGUCUAUCUAAGUAUCAAAUAUCAAUAUUAUUAAAUUUAGUUUAAAAUUUUUUAUAUUGAUGUAUUUACAUUAAUGUAUAACUACUAAUUGUUAUCUAAGUUUCAUUGAAACAUCUUCCAAGUCAAUGAUGAAACCAAUCGUGUUUCUACCAACAAUUUAUAUGAAUCUUUUUAAAAUUUAAACGUAAGCAGACACUGUAAUUUAAAUUGUAUUGAUCAUCUUGGAAUGUCUGACGACUUUUAGCAAUAACAAAAUGAAGCUCGUUCAUAAAGACAUCGAAAAAGAUGGCAAAGGAGUCAUUGUACUUAUACCUGAAGAAGCUGAAGACAUGUGGCAAGCAUACAAUAUUAUAAGACAAGGUGAUCAAAUCCGUGCAUCAACUAUAAGAAAAGUACAAAAUGAAUCAGCUACUGGAUCGUCCACUAGUCAUCGUGUACGAACAACAUUAACUAUUAGUGUUGAGACUGUAGAUUUUGACACUCAAGCUUGCCUAUUGCGAUUAAAAGGAAGAAAUAUUGAAGAAAAUGAGUAUGUCAAAAUGGGUGCCUAUCAUACCAUUGAUUUAGAAUUAAACAGAAAAUUUACUUUAAUGAAAGAAGAAUGGGAUUCAAUUGAUUUAGGAAGAAUUGAAAUGGCCACUGAUCCAGCACAGACAGCAGAUGUAGCGGCAGUCAUAAUGCAAGAAGGUUUAGCACAUGUAUGUUUAAUUUCUGGUAGUCGAACAAUAGUACGGGCCAAAAUUGAUCAAAAUAUACCACGAAAACGAAAAGGAGAUGUAAAGCAACAUGAAAAAGGAAUUUUAAGAUUUUUCGACUUGGUGAUGCAAGCAAUAUUGCGCCAUAUCAGAUUUGAUAUUGUUAAGUGUACAAUAAUUGCAAGUCCUGGUUUUGUAAGAGAUCAAUUUUUUGAAUACGUGAUGCAAGAAGCUGUAAAAACAGAUAACAAAACAAUUUUGGAAAAUAAAUCUAAAUUUAUAACUGCACAUGCAUCAAGUGGAUUCAAACAUUCUUUAAAAGAAGUUCUAUCAAAUCCAUCAAUAGCUGCCAAACUCGAAGAUACAAAAGCAUUAGGUGAAUUGAAAGUGUUGGAGAACUUUUAUAAAACAUUGCAAUCCGAAUCAACCAGAGCUUUUUAUGGUAUUAAUCAUGUGGAAAAAGCUAAUGAAGUAUUAGGAAUUGAAACUUUACUUAUCACUGAUAGUUUAUUCAGGAGUCAAAAUAUUGCUGAGCGUAAACGUUAUGUUAAACUAGUAGAUAGUGUCAAAGAAUCUGGGGGUGAUGUCAAAAUUUUUUCAAGUAUGCAUGUUACCGGAGAACAAUUAUCUCAAAUUACUGGUGUUGCGGCUAUACUUAGAUUUCCCAUGCCUGAGUUAGAAGAUGAUGAAGAAGAAGAUGAUGAUUAUUCUGAUGAAAAUACACCACUACCACCAAGUUGAUAGAACAUUUAUUUUCAUUACCAUAUAAAUACUAGAUAUUAUAAUUUUUUUUGAAUUAUUAUUUAUUAAAGUUAUUGCUAGUUUUUAUUUAUUAUUGAUUAAUUUUGAAACGGUUAUUUCAAUUUCUUAAUAAUUGUUUGUUUAUAUGUGAAUGAAAUAUAAAUAUAAAACAUCAUAUAUUUUUGAAAA
Molecule: messenger RNA, 1720 nt
Organism: Rhopalosiphum padi (bird cherry-oat aphid)
Lineage: Eukaryota; Metazoa; Arthropoda; Insecta; Hemiptera; Aphididae
Gene: pelo
Product: protein pelota
Exons: 9
Coding region: 350-1531 (393 amino acids)
Biological process (GO): ribosome disassembly; RNA surveillance; nuclear-transcribed mRNA catabolic process, no-go decay
Cellular component (GO): cytoplasm
Source: RefSeq, a predicted model, not a curated record